AUGCCUAGAGUUGAAGGUAGACCUGGUUCAUCUAUGGAACCUUUAGAUUUUGAAAAUCUCAAAAAAUCCCUUGAAAGCACUUAUGAUAACAUAACGGAACGUGAUGUCAUGAGUGCAGCUCUUUACCCUAAAGUCACAGAAGAUUAUUUAACAUUUAGAGAAAGUUUUGGACCUGUUGAUAAAUUAAAAACUAGAAUAUUCUUAACAGGGCCCAAAGUUGGUGAAGAAUUUGAAGUAUCUAUAAGUAAGGGGAAAACAAUAAGUGUGAAAGCUUUGGCCAUGAAUGAAAAUUUAACAAAAGCAGGAGAAAGAGAAGUAUUUUUUGAAAUGAAUGGACAACUAAGAUCUGUAAUGGUUAAAGAUAAGGAAGCUGUUAAGGAAAUACACUUACAUCCAAAAGCAAACAAAAGAAAUGAAAAAGAAAUAGGAGCUCCAAUGCCAGGUGAAGUUAUUGAUAUAAAAAUUAAAGCAGGAGAUGUUAUUGAAAAAGGAGGAGCCCUAAUUGUUUUAUCAGCAAUGAAAAUGGAAAUG
Molecule: messenger RNA, 531 nt
Organism: Pediculus humanus corporis (human body louse)
Lineage: Eukaryota; Metazoa; Arthropoda; Insecta; Psocodea; Pediculidae
Product: pyruvate carboxylase, putative
Exons: 3
Biological process (GO): gluconeogenesis; pyruvate metabolic process
Cellular component (GO): cytoplasm
Molecular function (GO): ATP binding; pyruvate carboxylase activity
Source: RefSeq, a predicted model, not a curated record